AUAAAAGGGCAGAGUCGGAGGGGAAGCGCCUCUAGGGGGGAAUGAGUGACGGUGGACAGAGGCCUUUGGCGGCGCCGUCUGUAGGCUGCCUGGCCUGGGGGCGCUGGACGCAGAGACCAUGGAGCCGGCCAUACAGCUCUCCUUCCAGUCGGGGGGCAAAAAGCCGAGGCGCCGCGUCUCCUUUAACCGCGGUGGGCGGGGCGAGGCGAAGCGACCCGCGUUGCUAUUGGCGGCGGUUGGGGGCGCGGAAACUGAACGGGACGAAACUGCAGCCGCUGCUUCUUCGGGCUCCUCUGGCGUCUUGGGCGCUCCUGGCCCCGCCAUGGCCGCACCCUGCCUGGAGGACCCCUCGCUGGAGAGGCAUUUUAAGGGCCACCGGGAUGCAGUUACCUGUGUGGACUUCAGUCUCAACACAAAGCAGCUGGCCAGUGGCUCCAUGGACUCAUGCCUCAUGGUGUGGCACAUGAAGCCCCAGUCACGUGCCUACCGCUUCGCCGGCCACAAGGACACCGUCACCUGUGUGAACUUCUCCCCUUCGGGACACCUGCUUGCCUCAGGCUCCCGUGACAAGACUGUCCGCAUCUGGGUACCCAACGUCAAAGGCGAGUCAACCAUGUUUCGUGCACACACGGCCACAGUGAGGAGCAUCCAUUUCUGCAGCGAUGGCCAGUCCUUCGUGACAGCCUCCGACGACAAGACAGUCAAGGUGUGGUCAACUCAUCGCCAGAAAUUCCUGUUCUCCCUGAGCCAGCACAUCAACUGGGUCCGCUGUGCCAAGUUCUCCCCGGAUGGGCGGCUCAUCGUGUCUGCCAGUGAUGACAAGACUGUCAAGGUGUGGGACAAGACUAGCCGGGAGUGUGUCCACUCAUACUGUGAGCACGGCAGCUUUGUCACCUACGUGGACUUCCACCCCAGCGGCACGUGCAUCGCCGCCGCCGGCAUGGACAACACGGUGAAGGUGUGGGACGUGCGGACUCACCGGCUCUUGCAGCACUAUCAGUUGCACAGUGCGGCGGUGAACGCCCUGUCCUUCCACCCGUCGGGAAACUACUUGGUCACGGCCUCCAGCGACUCAACCCUGAAGAUCCUGGACCUCAUGGAGGGCCGGCUGCUCUACACGCUCCAUGGGCAUCAGGGUCCAGCCACCACUGUUGCCUUUUCAAGAACGGGGGAGUAUUUUGCUUCUGGAGGUUCUGAUGAACAAGUAAUGGUUUGGAAGAGUAACUUUGAUGUUGUCAAUUACGGAGAAGUCCUAAGAGUGCAGAGGCCCCCGGCCACGCUGGCCAGCUCCUCCAGGACUCUGCCAGAAGUGGAUUCCCCCGUCCCACCAGACAGGGGCAGGAGUCAGGAGUCGACGCAGAGCCAGCCCCAAGAGCCCGUCAGCAUUCCCCAGACACUUACCAGCACGCUGGAGCACAUUGUAGGCCAGCUGGACGUCCUCACCCAGACAGUCUCCAUCCUGGAGCAGCGGUUGACACUGACAGAAGACAAGCUGAAGCAGUGUCUGGAGAACCAGCAGCUAAUCAUGCAGAGAACACCACCAUGAUCAGGGGAGCAAGAAUCAAGAGCUCGGUCGAUUUGGGGGGUGACAGGCCGGGGAUUUGUACUAGGGAACUCGGGUAAAUAAAUAGAGGGGAUUCAGCUCUGGGAAUCACAUCCAUCCCAGAGCCCCAGGGGUCCUGCACCUCUGCCCUCCACCCAAGCUGUCCGCACCUGGAGACUCUCCACUUGGCUGUGGGAGGCCCCACAUACCCACAGAUGACCACGUUUAGUUUAAUGUGAAGGAGCCACUUGAAAAUGUUUGCUACCUUGGAGUCCUAAGUGGAGUCCACUUUUCCCUUACGAACCUUUCUACCGUAUGACUGGCUUCCCCCACCGACCUUUCCCAGCGUAGAAAUGGACUACUCAUUGGUUGGAUGAGCCAGGAGUUUCCUAUAAAUCUGACAAAAGGCCCAAAGUGGGCCCAUCUGUGUCUGAUUUACCCAGGAACAAGCACUCUGGAGAGGGGGGUGGCUUUGCAGUGGCCUUGAUUUCUGCCCCACACAUGUUCACUGGGGCCUGAUGGCUUCCUCCUCUGCAUGCAUGAGGGCAGAGGAAACUGAACAUUAAAAUGGACUUGAUGGAGCUCGUCAGUGAAAUGGCUUGUUCUGAGUGAGACCUAGUCCCCCCAUCCCCAGGACCUAUAAAGGGAGAAUGAAAAUGGCUUCUUGGGAGGGCCCCUGCCAGGAUCACCUCUGAAGCCCAGCACACCCUGUUCGCAGCCAUUCGGGGUCUUCAGGAGCAAGGACAGCCAGAGCCCCUGCCUACACCCUGUCCCUCUGGCUGGCCUGGCUGGCUGCUUCAGCUGAGACCUGGAGGCCUCAGGCACCUGCCUUUCCUCUUGCUCGUGAGG
This is a messenger RNA of Lagenorhynchus albirostris (white-beaked dolphin), 2392 nucleotides long. RefSeq names its product POC1 centriolar protein A (gene POC1A). Bases 119 to 1546 code for a protein of 475 amino acids. Gene Ontology annotation, cellular component: centriole; ciliary basal body. Gene Ontology annotation, molecular function: protein binding. The record is from RefSeq and is a predicted model, not a curated record. Gene Ontology annotation, biological process: cilium assembly. The transcript has 12 exons. NCBI's taxonomy places the organism in Eukaryota, Metazoa, Chordata, Mammalia, Artiodactyla, Delphinidae.